CUCCGAUGCCCAAACUUUGCGGGGCUGCGGGAGCGGGGCCGCGGGCAGCAUCACUCCUGCGGGAUGCCGGCGGUGGGAUGGAUGAUGUCCGCCCCGCUGCCGGCAGCGCCCGCCCUGUGAUUCCCGCCUGCCGCCGGCUCCGCUCCCAGACAAAGGCUGAGCUCAGCGCCCGCGGGCGGCUGGACCUGGGCUACCCACGGCAGCGCUCCCCAGCUUCCCCUGCACCUCCCCGCGAACACCCCGCCGACGGAUCAGAGCUCAUCUUUUGUCACCGCAAGGAUUAACUCCCCGGGGAGCGGCGGCGGAGGCUGAGCCCACGCUGCCAGCCUGCUUCCAGCACGCUCAGGAGUUUCGGAGCCAAGCUCCCGGCAGCUAAUCCCCCUCGCAGCCGGGGCCGGGGAGGAUGGGGAGAGCCGGCAGGUGAAGGGACAGCAGGGAAGAGGACGGGAGGAGUGUCACACACACACACACACACACACCCCGCACACGGCAGCGGAGAGGAUCGGAUCGGAUCGGAUCGGCGGCUGCGUGCGGGGAGCUCCGCAGGGACCCAGCCCGCAAUGAAACCAGCUGGAGCAUCGGGAGAGAGGAUCUGCUCGCUUGGAUAAGUCUUUAAGGAAUCGAUCGGGAGAUGCCGGUAGAAGAAGUUGCCGAAAGCCAGGCUGGAAUGGGCCGGAGCUGCGCGCCGCCGGCCCCGUCGCACAGCGGAGCAGCCGAACUUUGUGGGGUCUGAGCGUUCAUCCCCUCUGCGAACGGGAGAGCCAGCACCGCACCGCGCACCUGGAGCCUGACCGAGCCUGGGGCAGAGCCAAGGGGGCAUUUCUGUCUCAACAAGGACCAUCGCCUCUGAAACAAAAAACAAAAAAAAAAUAAAGCUGGAGAAGGGCAAUUUAUCUUUGUUUUCCAGAUGACUGAAAAUAUCUACAGGAUCCUGUCUCUCCGGUGUUCAUCGGUGAGUAGCAUAAGGGACAGGCGGCUGAGGAACAAAAAUGAUAUCGGUCAAAAUCAUUCCAGCACCUACUUUUUCCUAAGGAACUUCAUGCCCAUAGGGGUUUUCUGCGGGCAUUUCCAGGAGUGAGGCGAGGUACCACAGAUGCAUCCCGACCGGAUCAUGUAAGAAUUUGCAAAUGAGAAACGUACCCCAUCCAGACCUUCUCUGCCCGCUUUGCAGUACAUGGUUUGGUGUAAGCACAGCAAUUCUCACCUCCUUCUCUCCCUUUUAAGUCUCUUGAGCUUGGAGACCUCUUUCCUCAUUGCAAUUAUGAUUAUUUGCAACAUCAGUGCCAUCAAAGAUUGGAGCACUUUCCUUUCCCAAAUCCUCCCCAGCGUUAACAAGACUCUGAACUUGGUACAGCAAGUGGAAGCCACCACCAGCUCGGUGGUGAGUGUCCUCCAGGACCCUGAGCAGGACAACUACCUGUCCAAUAGCCAGUCCAUGAACUCCAGCAACUUCACAGCUGGCCUGGACCACUUGUUCCAGUACUCAUACUCGGACAAUGACCAGCUCUACAAGGAGUACAAACCCCCUCCUCGAGAUGCCAUUCCUCUGCCCAAGGCUGUCCUCUACCUCCUCAUGGCAGCCCUGGUGGUGGUGGCAGUGGCGUACGCCAUCGUCGGGCAUCUCAUCAAGGACCUCAUCUACGACUUUGUAGACUGGAUCUUUGGCCCCAACCCGGAUGACAACAGCAACAAGAGCGACAUCAACUGCAUCAGCAACAGCGUCAACGAGAUGAGCGAGCUGCCCGAGGCGCCGCAGCGGCAUCCCCGGGAGCGGCAGCCCCAGGACGUGGUCAUUGCCAUCAGCGAGACCUGUCACCUGCCGCAGCAAACGUGACCGGCGCCACGCCCGGGCCGGGCGGGAUGGAGCAGCGGGAUCGGCAAGGAGCAGCGGGAUGCACAGCAGGGAUGGAGCAGCGGGAUGGAGCCAUGGAACAGAGCAGCAGCCGCCCCGCAGGGCCGGGCGGGGAGAGGAUGGGAUGGGCAGAGCCGGCGCCCUGGAGCAAAGCCCUCCUCCCCCUGGUUGUACCAGCCUCUAAGGACCUUGUGGGGGUGGGUGGCAUCACCCCUUCUCCCAGGCUUGUCAGCCCUUGGGUUUGUGACCCCCUCUUUGUUCCCUGUGAAUAGCAAAAAAGAAAAAGCAAAUGCAAAAUACACCCACCAGACAAAGCUUGCAAGAGGAAUGAGCUGCAGAGAGAGGCCGGGCAGUCCUUUGGCAUGUGGCUGUCAUGGAAUGGUGUGGGGAAAAGGGCAAAGGAAACAAGGAGGCUGCAGAGAAAUGUGGUGUCUGCACUUCUGGGGACAGGCCCAGGGCACAGCAGGGAGCUGGGAGCUGCAAAAAGGCACAGAAAGGUCGGCAGGGGCCAAAUCCCCCAGUACAUUGGUGAUCUGCCUGGGCCAUCACUCCUGCCUUCAGUUCUGCAGCUCCAGCUCACCGCCCUUUCUAGCAGGUGUGUCCUGUGGCUCUGGGACAGCAGGGUGACAGCCCAAGCUGCCCAGGGAGCCUGAUUCUUCUGGGCCUGUAACCAAACCAGGGCCAUCACAUUCCCUCCAACACACCUCUGCUUGAGCCCAGCACCCCCUGGCAGGGAGCAGCCCUGUUGGGACCAGGUACAAUCCAUUUUUCUGAGGAAGGUUUCUGGAGAGGAGAUCAGGGACCCAUCUGCAUGAAAUCCAAACUCUUUGUGGGGGAAAAUAGCCCUUGUAUGUCUGCAUCCUUCAGACCCAUCCCAGUGUGAGCACCUCCUACAUCACCCUCAGAAUUCCUGCCACCCCAAGGGGUGCUGGUUUUGUACUGGGGUCAGCCCCACAUACAGUGAUGGAGCAGAGACACCUCCCUGUUCUCCCUGGACACCUUCCUCUUCCCAGCCAGAGCACACCAACCAAAACUGCCCUUCUCUGUGCCCAAAGACAUCCUUUCCCAUUUGUAGAUCCCUGCUCCUCACUGUUUAAGGGGCUCGGGGGAAGCCAGCAACAGCAAAUGUGUGGUGCAAGCUCCCAAACCAUGUGGGAAAAGGAGCAUCCUGAUGGCUUCAUUGCUGUUUUAAGAUCAGCUCUUCAAAACCUCAAUACAGGUUUUAAACCAGGAUCCAUAAUUUCUCUGUGUAGCACAGUGGAGGCACUGGGACCCAGCUCAUUCCUUGUGCCUCUCCUUUAUGAAGAUCCCUUUGCUCUCCACAUCUUCCCUGAACUUAAAAAAAAGGUUAUGCUGGUGUGCCACAGAGCCAGUCCUGAGAUGGGGCCGAGGUCCAGACUUGUGCAUUCAGGGAUGCAAGUCCUGCCUUUUCCCAGCCUGCAGCGCCCAGCACAGCACAAACAGAGGGGCCAGAACAGCAUCUUCCCCUUCUGAAGGUGCUUAAGGAAAAUGAAUGUGGUUUCAAACUCCUGCUCCAAGGGCUUUAAUGAGAGCCAUUAUCAGCAGUCCCACCCUGGGCUGGGGCUUUGUCGCUUUUCAGCAAGUGACAGUGAGGACAGUACCCCAGACCUCCCCCCGUAAUUAACCAUUUCCGAUCUGACA
Molecule: messenger RNA, 3514 nt
Organism: Zonotrichia albicollis (white-throated sparrow)
Lineage: Eukaryota; Metazoa; Chordata; Aves; Passeriformes; Passerellidae
Source: RefSeq, a predicted model, not a curated record